AUGUUCCGUCCCGCCGCCAGAGCGCUCGUUCGCCGCGCGCCUGCUGUCGCAGGUCGUGGUGCGGCUGGCUCGCGAUUGAUAAGCACAGGCCCGGCGCCGAAGUCGAGGUCUUGGAAGAGCACGGCUGUGCGGUUGGGUUUGGCGGCUGGCGCGGUCUAUUACUACAACACGAGCAGUGUGUUUGCUCAGGAGCCGACGUUCUCCCUCCGCCCAAGUCCCCAAAAUGACUCUGAAAAUGAACACUCCACCCAAACCCUCGACUCCAUCACCCCCAAGAUCCGGGAAGAACGGCAGCAGCAGCAGCGGGCCGCCGCAUUCGAAGGAGGCGUGAACCCACAAGAGCUGGAGGAAGAAGCCGGCCAGGAAGCCGCAUUCAACCCGGAGACCGGCGAAAUCAACUGGGAUUGCCCGUGCCUGGGCGGGAUGGCCCACGGCCCGUGCGGAGAGGAGUUCAAGGCUGCGUUUAGCUGCUUUGUGUACUCGCAGGAGGAGCCAAAGGGGAUUGAGUGCAUUGAGAAGUUCAAGGGCAUGCAAGAUUGCUUCCGUCAACACCCUGACGUCUACGGCGCCGAACUGGAAGACGAUGAGGAGAUUGAGGGUGCUGCCCCGGCUCCCUCUCCCGAUACCGCUGCCCCCGCUGUUGAAGGAGAAGCCACAGCCGACUCCGAGGAGAAGCGUGCUCGCGCCAAGGAGGUCCACACUCAAAUGAAGACCGAGGCCGCUGAGAAGGGCGAGCAAACUGAUAGCGAACUCCUACCCAAGGCCGUGCACGACACCGAGGAGAAGAACGAGGCAGUCCUGAAGACGGAGAAAUAA
Molecule: messenger RNA, 816 nt
Organism: Penicillium riverlandense
Lineage: Eukaryota; Fungi; Ascomycota; Eurotiomycetes; Eurotiales; Aspergillaceae
Product: coiled-coil-helix-coiled-coil-helix domain-containing protein
Exons: 3
Coding region: 1-816 (271 amino acids)
Biological process (GO): protein import into mitochondrial intermembrane space
Cellular component (GO): mitochondrial intermembrane space
Molecular function (GO): protein-disulfide reductase activity
Source: RefSeq, a predicted model, not a curated record